Molecule: messenger RNA, 2110 nt
Organism: Diprion similis
Lineage: Eukaryota; Metazoa; Arthropoda; Insecta; Hymenoptera; Diprionidae
Product: sodium-dependent nutrient amino acid transporter 1-like
Exons: 9
Coding region: 213-2033 (606 amino acids)
Biological process (GO): sodium ion transmembrane transport
Cellular component (GO): membrane
Molecular function (GO): L-amino acid transmembrane transporter activity
Source: RefSeq, a predicted model, not a curated record
AGUCAAUUUUUUUUAAUCCGUCGUUCGAAACUAUUGCCCGGAUUUAACGAACGUUGGGAAUUGACAUCGUGCAGCCUCGCAGGAAUUCGGUUCAAUUCGUACUAAGUAACAAUAAUAACAAGCACCGCUCAACUCGUGGAUAAGUACAUCGAAACUUUGAGUAGUCGUUUUCAUGUGAUCGACCCGUAAGGACGGAGACCUUCGUAGGGUGGAUGUUGAACCGUAUUAAUCGUAUCAUGGACCGUGACAAGGAUAAAAACCCUGAGUUCCGAGCUGAUAAUGAGGCCUUGGAAAUUACGGAUAAUGGGAACUCCAGAGCCAAGUGGGGCAGUGGAAUGGAAUUCCUAAUGUCAUGCGUAGCUUUUUCCGUCGGUUUCGGAAACAUCUGGCGCUUCCCGUACACCGCGUACGAAAACGGCGGAGGAGCCUUUCUCAUCCCGUAUCUCGUUGUACUCUUCAUCAUCGGAAAGCCGUUUUACUACAUGGAGAUGAUCCUUGGCCAAUUCAGUAGCAGAUCCUGCAUUGAAAUUUGGUCGGUAUCACCAGCGUUCAAAGGUAUCGGUUUUGGUGUCACGGUUGCAGUCUUUUCCAUAACCACGUAUUACUGCGCGCUAAUGGCUCUGACGUUAUUUUACCUGCUGUCAAGCUUUCAAUCGGUUUUGCCGUGGGCUUCGUGCCGCGAAGAAUGGGGCGAUACUUGUUACAGUUCAUCCGGCAUCAGCAACGCGACUUCGAACAGUUCGCAAUCAAGCUCUGCAGAGCUCUUCUUUCUAAACGUUGUGCUGAACGAGACCGACGACAUCAGUAACGGAAUCGGUAUUCCAUCCUGGAGACUUGUUCUUUGCUUAGCCGGAAGUUGGCUCGCUGUUAUACUUGUUCUUUCGCGUGGUAUGAAAAGCGCGGGAAAGGCGUCUUACUUCCUGGCCUUGUUUCCCUACACAAUGAUGAUCGUACUCUUGGUCAGAGCCGUCACUCUGCCAGGGGCGACCAACGGCAUCGUCUUCUUGUACAAACCGAUCUGGACGAAAAUUUUCGAACCUCAAGUCUGGUACGCGGCUGUUACCCAGGCUUUCUUUUCACUCGGCGUAUGUUUUGGAGCAGUCACCAUGUAUGCAUCGUACAACGGCUUUCGGCACGACGUUAACAGAGACUGCACCAUUGUGACAACCCUGGACCUACUGACAAGUCUUCUCGCCGGCACCACGAUAUUUGGAAUCCUCGGAAAUUUGGCCUAUGAAUUGGGUAGCGAUGAUAUUAGCACUGUAGUACGGAGUGGAACUGGACUGGCCUUCAUAUCGUAUCCGGACGCAUUGGCCAAGUUCACCGUCGUUCCGCAAGUUUUUGCAGUCCUCUUCUUCCUGAUGCUAUUCGUCCUGGGUGUCGGAACAGCCGUAGCUGUUUCCAAUGUGUUGAUAAGCGUUAUCAUGGACCAGUUUCCAAGUUCUGUGCAUUGGAUGGUGGCACUGGGAGUCGCAAUCGUCGGAUUUCUGUUCGGGACGAUCUACUGCACUCCGGGAGGUCAAUACAUACUGAAUUUGGUUGACUACUUUGGCGGAACUUUCAUCCUGGUGUGUCUCGCGUGCUUCGAAGUGGUUGGCAUUUCUUGGGUCUACGGAGUCGAUAAUUUCCUCGAUGAUAUUGAAUUCAUGACUGGAAAACGUCCAUCUUUCUACUGGAGAUUCUGCUGGGGCCUGUUGACCCCUCUCAUGCUCUUUACCAUCCUUGUCUAUUUUCUCUUCAAUAUAACCCCAUUGGUGUACAAUGACGUAGUAUAUCCUACAUCAGCCUAUGCUGCUGGAUGGGCGUUGCUUUUUUUGGGAAUCGUGCAAUUUCCAGCAUGGGCUAUGAUCACUAGAUUACAGAACAGAGAAAAGCCAUGGUCUGACAUAUUCAAACCAACAGAAGAGUGGGGACCGAAAGAUCCAGAAACAAAAAGGAAGUGGAAAGAAUUCAAGGAGAUAAAACGAUUGAACCGAGAACGGAAGCUGGAUACAACAGGAGAAAAGUUCUGGGCAGCAUUAGUUGGCAGAUGAUAAACGCACAGUAUCUGUCAAUCGAUAUAUUUUUCUAUUUCAAACAAUUUGUAUAGUGUGCUGUACGAUUAUUCAAA